UUCUGAAAGAGAAGUGAUCAACUGGAUACAUACAUCGUCAACACAUUCGACACGGCCUAUGAGCUCAAAACUCACCUACGCAUAAAUAUAUAAUAUUUUUAUUAUUUAUAAAUUUAAUUUUGAGCAGAAAAGACACUUUAGCAUCCCCGAUUCCGAAAACCUUUUCCUCUUUCUCAGAUUUGCCAGAAAAAAAUGGGCCUCUCCGUUCUUCAGGGUUUUACUAAGUCGUUGGCGAUGACGGUGCUAUCUGAGAUUGGGGACAAGACCUUUUUCGCAGCUGCCAUAUUGGCAAUGCGUCAUUCCAGAAGGCAUGUAUUAUCAGGUUGCCUUGGAGCUUUGAUAGUCAUGACCAUAUUGUCAGCUGUUGUGGGCUGGGCUGCUCCGAAUCUGAUCUCUCGGAAGUUGACUCAUCAUGUCACGACAUUUUUGUUUCUGGGAUUUGGCCUGUGGUCUCUAUGGGAUGCAUUUAAUGAUGGGGAGGGUGAAGAAUUUGCUGAAGUUGAAAAGGAACUGAAUGCGGAUACAAAAUCGAACGGUGGGAAAACCCAAGAAAAUAGUAAGGAUGAAGAUGAACUGAAAAAGCAGAGGCGACCUUUUCUUACCCAAUUUUUUUCUCCAAUCUUUCUGAAGGCAUUUUCCAUUACUUUCUUUGGUGAAUGGGGUGAUAAGAGUCAGCUUGCUACAAUAGGUUUAGCUGCGGAUGAGAAUCCUUUGGGUGUUGUCCUUGGUGGAAUCCUGGGACAAGCUUUGUGUACAACAGCUGCUGUCGUGGGAGGAAAGAGCCUUGCAACUCAAAUAUCAGAAAAAAUAGUUGCAAUCUCUGGUGGAUUACUUUUCAUUGUUUUUGGGAUUCAGUCCUUUCUUUCAAAAGUCGAGUCUUGAUGACUCAAAUUGACUAAGGCCCCGAGGGUCAGCACAAACUAUUUUUUCUGUACAAUGUCCUCCAUUCAAAUGUAAGAUGGAGAAUAUAUAUUACCUGCUGAAGGUACUAUCGACAAACUUCUCUGGCAGCUUUCACUCUUGAGCAGAAAAUGAAUGACUUUAUGGAUCCUAGAGAAUACACAUCUUGGUUUGCGAGUCGUCCUAAGUCAGCUAGGUGGCAAAACAAUCAUGAUAAAAUUAUACUCGUGAGUCGUGGAUGUAAAAGUAUGUGAUCAUGGUCAUUUUUUUUUUUACGCAGGUAAGAAGCUGGUUAUUACGUCUUACAACAAUUUCUAUGUCAAUUUCUCAUUAAUCUCUCUAGACUAUUCUCAGUUCCAUUCAUAUUCUAUUUUGCAUAUCAA
Molecule: messenger RNA, 1283 nt
Organism: Striga asiatica
Lineage: Eukaryota; Viridiplantae; Streptophyta; Magnoliopsida; Lamiales; Orobanchaceae
Source: the annotation of a GenBank genome assembly